Molecule: messenger RNA, 2256 nt
Organism: Anopheles aquasalis
Lineage: Eukaryota; Metazoa; Arthropoda; Insecta; Diptera; Culicidae
Product: leucine-rich repeat-containing protein 15-like
Molecular function (GO): protein binding
Source: RefSeq, a predicted model, not a curated record
AUGAGUUGUGACCUGCGUGACCUGCAGCUGAUUGACCUUAAUCUGCAGAACAACUUUCUUCAAUUCCUAAACAAUGACUUACCACAAUCACUUGAAAGUUUAUAUCUUCGAAACAAUCGGCUGGAAACGAUCGAAUCGAGUACAUUCUACAAUCUUACCGCACUGACCGCCCUAGAUCUAUCGAAGAAUAAUCUUAAAGAGCUACCUAAGGCCGUGUUUGGGACGCUUGCGGAACUGAAUGCGCUUAGUUUGGAAGAAAACUAUAUUUCUCAGCUGGAUGACGACAUAUUCAUCAAUAACACGAAGCUGGAGGAUUUGGCCCUCGAUAACAACACCAUAACGCACCUCUCUCCAGCGGUACUGGCUAAGCUGCCCGUUUUGAAACGAUUUUCUAUCGAAUACAAUCAUCUUCAAACGCUGGAUGCUGACCUGUUUCGCAACAACACUGCUCUUGAAAAUCUAUGGCUACAAGGAAACGAUCUGCAGCAUCUCAAUCCGGCAACCUUCGAGCCUCUAGGAAGUUUGAUGAAUUUGCAAGUGGGUAAGAAUAUCUUGCAAUCGCUAGACGCACGGGUGUUUGCUAAUCUCGGUGAACUAACCGAGUUACAUGUGAGCGGCAAUAGAAUCGAACACCUUAAAGAAGGAACUCUAAGAGGAGUGCCCAAGCUGACGACGUUACAAGUCGAUGAUAAUUCUGUCAAGAGCAUUGAUGCUCAUUUCUUGGAUGAUGUGCCGGCGUUAGAGUUGUUCAAUGCGAACGAUAAUUUCCUCACUACGAUCCCUGUGGAGUUAUUUGAUCGAACAAUGAACUUGUCGGAAAUAUUUUUGUCACGAAAUGCAAUACAGAAGCUACAGCCAGGCACGUUCGACAGAGUGGCAAACACCCUUACAACACUAUCACUCAGCGGUAAUCAGCUUACCAAUAUCGACAGCUCGAUUUUGAAUAUAGCUGCUUUAACCAUUCUCGAUUUGUCAAAGAAUCUCAUUCGUCGAUUACCAGAAACAGCCUUCGUAGGUGUAGCUAAUUUAACUGAUCUUUCUCUAGAACGAAAUCUCCUAACCGAGAUACCCAAGACUAUCAAGUUGUUUGAGAAUCCGUUGGAGAAAAUCGAUGUUCAAACCUUCACCGGAAUGGAGGAUCUAGAGGAAUUGACAGCAUUUCCUUACAACGGCGUGCUCAAGAACAUUUUCCAAAGUAACAAGAAGCUGGAAUCAUUUUAUCUUACAGAUGCUAAUUUUAGCACGCUUCCGGACGAGUUUUUCCAUAAUAACAAAGCAUUAAAAACCGUAACGAUUCGAUAUAAUCCUAAUUUCUCGCAGCUUAACUCGCACUGGUUUGAUCAAACGGAUAGUUUGGAUGUAUUGGAGUUGCACUACGACAAUAUCUCAAGCGUGGAACCGGAAUUCUUUGAUGUUGUAGACCAGCUGACCGAAUUACACCUGCCUGGCAAUCCCCUGCGCGCAUUGCAUCAGGAUGUUUUCUAUUACGUUCCAUUGCUUCGAUACUUGGAUCUAGAGGAAACCCUUUUAUCAGAGCUUCCCAGCGAGAUAUUUGACGGAUUGUAUCGGCUAGAGGAACUCUACCUUAGCUCCAACAACUUGUCGCAUCUCUCCGAAGGCACCUUCCGUCAUCUGUAUUCCCUCACCCGAUUAUCUCUUUCAAACAAUAGUAUCGAACAUCUCGAGCCAUUGCUGUUCGUUAACGCGACGCGGUUAACCUCAAUUGAACUGCAUUAUAACAAAUUGAGCCACCUGGACGAACGUUUGUUUGUCAAUCAUCUAGAUCUCGAGUAUUUGGAUCUGUCGAAUAACCGGUUUGCAGCAUUUGAUUUAUCCGCGAAGACAUUUUCCAGUUCACUCCAAUUUCUGGUCAUCGAUGAAUGCGGCCUUCGCUCCUUGAAAAUUACACCUAACCUGCGCUUCAUAUCCGCCGAUAGCAAUCCGCUGACCACGAUCGUUGUCGAUAAAGCCUCCCGAUACCACCUAACAACGUUGUCGAUUCAAAAUACCAGUUUCAACAGCAUGGAUGUUGCAUUCGGGUUCCCCAACCUUCAGGAACUGAAUUUAACGCUUACCAGGAUCACAGAGAUAGAUCUGGCGCGCGUGGCCGUUCUACUACCACGUUUGCAGGUGUUGAACGCUUCCGAUUCUGCCAUCGAAUCGCUUGGCUCCGUUAAUAACGUUAACCAUAAUCGACUUUACUCGUUGGACAUUUCAAACAACACGCUACCGGUCGACGAGCUUCGGAAGGUUUAG